This is a messenger RNA of Sorghum bicolor (sorghum), 2979 nucleotides long. RefSeq names its product pentatricopeptide repeat-containing protein OGR1, mitochondrial. The coding region runs from base 43 to 1833 and encodes 596 amino acids. The transcript has 2 exons. Gene Ontology annotation, molecular function: zinc ion binding; RNA binding; protein binding. The record is from RefSeq and is a predicted model, not a curated record. NCBI's taxonomy places the organism in Eukaryota, Viridiplantae, Streptophyta, Magnoliopsida, Poales, Poaceae. Gene Ontology annotation, biological process: RNA modification.
AUCCCACAGUCCGACACUCAUCAUCCGGUCCAGGCCCGCCCAAUGCCAUCGCCGCCGCCGUCCACGGCAGCGGCGGCGGCGCUGCAGCUGGAGUCCCUCCUCCCGCACCUGUCCACGCUCUCCCACUACAAGCAGUUCCACGCGCGCCUCCAUGCCUUAGGCACGCUCCACUCCUACCCAUCCCUCCGAGCGCGCUUCCUCGACCGCCUAGCGCUCUUGCCGCACGCCGACGCGCUUCCGCACGCGCUACUCCUCCUCCGCUCCCUCCCGUAUCCCGCAACCAACGACUUCAACGCCGCCCUGCGCGGCCUCGCCGCCUCCCCGCACCCGGCGCGCUCUCUCCUCCUCCUCGCCGGCCGCCUCCUCCCUGCUCCCGCGCCGCCACGGCCUCGCCUCGAUGCGCUCUCCCUCUCCUUCGCGCUGAAGGCCACCGCCCGAUGCUCCGACGCGUUCGCUACACUUCAGCUCCACGCGAUCCUCGUCCGCCUCGGUGUGGCGGCUGAUGUCCGCCUGAUGACCACGCUGCUCGACUCCUAUGCCAAGUGCGGCGACCUCGCGUCCGCACGGAGGGUGUUUGACGAAAUGUCAGUGCGGGAUGUGGCCACAUGGAACGCGCUGCUCGCAGGGCUGGCGCAGGGGACGGAGCCGAAUCUCGCUCUCGUGCUGUUCCGCAGGCUGGCAGGGAGCUUCCGGGAGUUGCCACCAAGGGAGGAGCCAAAUGAGGUGACUGUUGUUGCUGCACUUUCUGCAUGUGCACAGCUUGGAGCAUUAAAGGAUGGAUUGGCUGCGCAUGAUUUUGCUCGUACAAUAGGAGCUGUGGGCAAUGUUCGUGUCUGCAACGCGCUUAUCGACAUGUACUCCAAGUGUGGCUCAUUGAGCCGGGCUCUCGAAGUGUUCCAUUCCAUCAAGCUAGAAGAUCGAACACUUGUGUCCUACAAUGCUACAAUUCAGGCACUUUCCAUGCACGGGCACGGGGAAGAUGCACUGAAGUUGUUUGAUGAAAUGCCAGCUCGUAUUGAACCGGAUGAAGUAACUUACCUUGCUGUGUUGGGUGGGUGCAACCAUGCUGGGCUUGUUGAUGAUGGGCGCAGGGUUUUCGAUUCCAUGCGGGUUCCUCCCAAUAUGAAGCACUAUGGGACCAUUGUGGACCUCCUUGGCCGUGCAGGCCGCCUUGCUGAGGCACAUGACAUGAUUAUGCAUAUGCCAUUUCCAGCAGAUAUUGUCCUCUGGCAGACAUUGCUAGGUGCUGCCAAGAUGCAUGGUAAUGUGGAUCUAGCAGAGUUGGCUGCCACAAAGCUUGCUGAUCUUGGCUCUAACGUUGAUGGUGACUAUGUGCUCCUGUCAAAUGUAUAUGCGUCCAAGUCCCGGUGGGUGGAUGUUGGUCGAGUCCGUGACACCAUGCGAAGCAAUGAUGUGAAGAAAGUCCCUGGCUUCAGCUACACAGAAAUAGAUGGCGUAAUGCAUAAGUUCAUUAAUGGUGACAAAGAACACCUGAGGUGGAGGGAAAUAUACAGAGCAUUAGAUGAAAUUGGGUCAAAAAUCUGUGAGCUGGGAUAUGAGCCAGAAACGAGCAAUGUGCUACAUGACAUUGGGGAGGAGGAGAAGCAGUAUGCCUUAAGCUACCAUAGCGAGAAGCUGGCCAUUGCAUUUGGGUUAAUUUCUACACCACCUGGGGAGACUAUUCGAGUGAUCAAGAAUCUCCGAAUAUGUGGAGACUGUCAUGUGGUGGCAAAACUUAUCUCUAAAGCCUAUGGUCGGGUGAUCAUUAUUCGGGACAGGGCAAGAUUCCACCAGUUUGAAGAUGGACAAUGUUCCUGCAGAGAUUACUGGUAAAAUGCUGGCACACUGGUCACUUGCAGCCUACUAAACACAACAUGUGCUCCUUGAGGAGAGUUCAAGUGAUGCGACUGCAUUUCUAGUCAAAAUAAGGAUGAAAGUAUAUAAUAUUACAGACUCUUGACCACCAUGUUACUGUUCAGAGGGCUCAUCACACUAAAAAGUUCUUAGAAGAUGCAAAGUUAUCUGACUUGCACGAACUCCUGGGUUUGCCUAAUGAUUCGAGAAGUAUCUUGGAAGCAGAACCAAAAAAAAUUGUGACAACUGUGCAAGCUUUGAAUUCAAGUUGCUCCACGACUGUUAUCUACCAAUAUUCACAAGUCUACGAGGAGAGGACAGGAGCGAUGGGUAUGACACUCGACAACUUUCAGCAGUAGGUAUGAAAUUUAUGUUUGCAAAAUGGAGUCAUCAUUUGUAGUUUGAUGUUUUUAUCUUUGAAUCAUCCUUUCUGAAAUUUCAAGAUUGACUAAUUUAUUCUCUAUCUACUCUAUGACACUUACGUGUAAACAUCCUGUUCCUUAUUUCUUACUCGUUCACUCACUAAGCAAAUGUAUCAACUUCGUUGGGUUUGGAAAACCCAGGAGUUGAAGUCCAAGCAAAUGAUCUAAAAAAUGCAUCAUUAAAAUUAAAGAAAUCACUGAACCUGGAAGGGAUCAGGUCAAUGGUGGAAAGAGGGACACAAAAGAACACAGAACGGUGUGUACCCUCAUGCAUAUUGCUGUUGCAUUUGUAUGAAGUCACGUGCACAUUUUUUUUGUUCCUUGAGUUGAGGUUCUGAAAAUUCUGUGUAAGCCUUUCAGUAAAAGGGUGUGAAAGAUGCCGGAUCAGCAGUUAAGGAAUUGAUCCAGGAGACAGAGAAAAUGACGAAACUGUUAGAAUACUUGAGGAUACAAGUCAUUUGAAGGGUUAUUCUAGGCAGGACAAGUCAUCCGAAGGAGGGAGCAGGUCUGGUAGGUUUAAAUGCAUUUGGUGCACUUCUGAGGUGCCCAACCUUUCUUUAAAUGCUGUCCAGGGGAGUUCCUCUUUCUCAUGAUGAGGAAAAAAAUAGGGUUCUUAGAUUAUUUUUUUUCUAUGCUUUAAUUGUUGCAUUUGCAUGAAAACAUUUGGUUCCCCUCAUCUCCUAGUUUGACCCAUUUAAUUGUC